Molecule: messenger RNA, 3822 nt
Organism: Wyeomyia smithii (pitcher-plant mosquito)
Lineage: Eukaryota; Metazoa; Arthropoda; Insecta; Diptera; Culicidae
Gene: twisted
Product: protein O-mannosyl-transferase 2
Exons: 8
Coding region: 179-2332 (717 amino acids)
Biological process (GO): protein O-linked glycosylation via mannose
Cellular component (GO): membrane; endoplasmic reticulum
Molecular function (GO): dolichyl-phosphate-mannose-protein mannosyltransferase activity
Source: RefSeq, a predicted model, not a curated record
AUUCACGCUAGCUGAAGAGAACACACUGCUUUCUCGCGCAUUGAAGUUUCUCCCGACGUCGCUCGGCUGAAACGUCAAACGGCAUUGUUUACUUUAUGCUUUUGGGCCAGCUCAGUCAGUAAUAGUUCUGGCGUGUGAAAGUGUUGAAGUCAAAAAUCUUCUGUAAAAUUUUAAAAGCAUGGUUAGUGAAAACGAAAGUGCUAAUUCGAAAGCGGAGGAUGUAGUUAAAGUUCGCAAACCAAACAAAAAACAGCCACACUUGGAUGCAGACUCGGAAGUUGAUCACAACUGGUGGAUCAUUUUCGUGGUUAUACUGGCACUGACAUUCGCCACGAGAUUCUACAAUGUGACUAUUCCGGAUCACGUAUGCUGGGACGAGACUCAUUUCGGCAAGAUGGGCAGUUGGUACAUUAAUCGAACGUUUUUCUUCGACGUUCACCCGCCGCUCGGAAAGAUGCUUAUCGGACUGUCCGGAUACCUAACCGGGUACGACGGAAAGUAUCCGUUUGAUAAGCCUGGUGAUAAAUAUAAUGGGACGCACUACGAGGGUAUGAGAAUUUUCUGUACCGCCCUAGGCGCAGCUAUAGUGCCAAUGUCGUUUCACACGGUUUGGGAUAUGACGGGAUCACUGACCGCUUCGACUUUUGCUGCGGCAUACAUUUUGUUCGACAUUGGCAUGCUGAUUCUGAAUCGUUACAUUCUACUAGAUCCGCCGUUAAUCUUUUUCAUGACGGCUUCCGUGAUGGGAAUGGCUCGUGUAACGAAAUUAACGCGAACCGAAUGUAGCUUCACUCGUGGUUGGUGGGCUUGGUUGAGCUUUACCGGUGCCAUGCUAGCCUGCACGAUUAGCGUAAAGUUUGUCGGUUUGUUUGUCGUUCUGCUGGUAGGUUUGCACACGGCCAACGAUCUCUGGGAUGUGUUGGGCGAUCUAGCUAAACCUAUAACGUACACCGUCAAGCAACUGCUAGCCCGAGCGUUAACGUUAAUUAUUCUGCCGAUCUUUUUAUACGCAACAUUUUUCUACAUUCACCUACACGUCCUGAAUCACAGCGGUAGUGGAGAUGGAUUUUACAGUUCCGGCUUCCAGUCGAAUCUUAUUGGAAAUUCGCUGUACAAUGUCUCCAUGCCUCGUCAAGUUGCUUACGGAGCAGUCGUCACAAUCAAAAAUCAUAAAACGGGUGGUGGUUAUCUGCACUCCCAUAACCACUUGUACCCUAAAGGAUUCGGCGCCCAACAGCAGCAGGUUACGACAUACAGUCACAAGGACGAUAACAACAAGUGGUUGCUGAAACCGCACAGCAAACAAAGCUUUGACAAUGUUACAUUGGUAAAGCACGGUGAUCUAGUACGAUUCGAGCACAUUACUACAAAGCGAAAUUUACACUCACACCGCGAACAGGCGCCAGUUACGAAAAAGCACCUGCAAGUUACGUGUUACGGUGAGGAGGGACAGGGUGACACAAACGAUGUCUGGCAAGUGCAAAUGAUUGGAGGUAAGGAUGGUGAUGUUAUCGAAACCGUAACCAGCCGACUGGUUUUCUAUCACUACAUUGAACGAUGCGUCCUAACGACGACCUCCAAGCAGCUGCCGAAGUGGGGCUUCGAACAGCAGGAGGUAACCUGUAAUCCGAACAUUCGUGACCAGAGCGCCGUAUGGAAUGUCGAGGAUAAUCAUUUCGAGAAGCUUCCGAGUGUAAACUUCCAAGUGUACGCACCCGGUUUCUUGAGUCGUUUCUUCGAAUCACAUGCCGUUAUGCUGCAAGGUAAUUCAGGACUCAAACCGAAGGAUGGCGAGGUCACGAGCAGACCGUGGCAGUGGCCGAUCAACUAUAGGGGUCAAUUCUUCUCCGGUUCCGAGCACCGCGUCUAUUUGCUGGGAAAUCCCAUCAUUUGGUGGAGCAAUUUAGUUUUUCUGGCACUAUUCAUCAUAGUGUUCCUGGUGGAGGUAAUAAAAAAUCAGCGUAAUGCGAACACAACUCGAGACGGUGCCGACGACGAUUUCAAAUGGAGAUCGCUACGGGCAUCGGUUUGGCUAUUCGGAGGAUGGCUUAUGCACUAUCUGCCUUUCUAUGCAAUGGGCAGGGUCCUGUAUUUCCAUCAUUACUUUCCAGCGCUGGUGUUCAACUCAAUGCUUGCAGGAGUGAUGCUCGACUAUCUGACAGGAAAGCUACCGAACUGGCUUCGGCACACGGUAUUGGGUGCCGCGCUGGCCGCACUAAUCUACAGUUUCGCACUCUUCUCGCCGCUAGCGUACGGCAUGACUGGGCCGUUUUCGCAUGAACCCAACUCGACACUGGCCGGACUCAAGUGGAUGGAUACGUGGGAAUUUUAAAGAUCCACAAUUACACAAUUUGUUUUCCUCUGUCGCUCCUAUUCAGCUAAAGCUUUCCUACUUUUCUUAUUUACGGCAUUUGUCAACCACAAUGCAUAGUUCAAGGGCCGCAUAGCGGUUGAGAGGUUUGUUAUUGGAAGUUGUUUCUAAACCACGUAGUCAUUAAAAGGAUGAUGGCAAGGGGAGGGGAUUUUGCCAAGUGACCAGAAAAGAUCGUUAUUAUCAAGAGGUAUUAGCCAACAUUAAAGAACGCUUCAAGGAUUGGCGAUUUGUUUUCAGUUAGCGAACAAAUCUUUGAAGAGAUGUUAAGUUCUGAGUAUCGAGAAAAUUUAUCAGAACGAUUUUAAAAAAAGCCUAAUCAUGAAGUAGGUCGUAUAUCAAUGUUAAUAGUUGAAAAAAUAGAAAAUUCAAAGGAUGUUUAUGAUUUUAAAAAUGGAACCACUCUUUUAUGUACUGUAAAAAACCUGCCACUUUUUCGGUAAGAAUAAAAUAUAUUCUUUCUAUUAGCAUAAACAUCAGUUAACAGUUUAUCUUUCAUAUAUACAGUGAUCACCCGAUUAUAUCACCCCCUGAUGAUAUUUAAGGUGAUAAAAUAGGAAAAGUGAUAAAAUCGGGAAAUUUUUAAAGUUUUAUUUUUUUUAUUGGAACAAUAACUAAAUACGUAAAAUCAGUGAUGUUAAUUUUUUUGGAAAAUUUAUCUGUAGAAAUAUAUGGUCAGCGUGCGACCAGACUGAGCCAAAAAAUUGAGUUUUUACAAUAGUGGCUGUUGAAAUUGAUAAUCUAUCUUUCAUAACAAAAAGAAUGAUUUGAACAGUUUAUAAUGGUAUUAUAACAAAAUUUCUCUACAGCAGCUUGCAGGAAACAUACGGGGUGGUUAAACUUUAUUUAACUAAAUUUCUAUUUUUAAUAACGGUUUUAACCCGUUAACACGCAAGUUCAUUAAGCAGACAGUAUGUGAAGUAGGGAGAGCGAAAAAUAAGCGAACUGGAAAUAUGAUACAGAUUUGGAAAAAUAUACCGCAUCCCGAUUUUUUUUUUAUCAUGGUGGAAACCUGCCGAAGCAAACCACUGCUGAAGCCGUUCUCUACCCUAUGUGUUGUCACUAAUUGUGAGCAAAAUUUGUUCAAACUUUGUUGUCAAAAAAAAACAUAUUUUCCUAUUGAGAAUAUGGCAAUGACCCAGUUAAUGAUAAAACUAAAGUGGUAACUUUUUAUAAUUAAAUUUAAAAGCUCGGUUUAAAUCUUCUACCUCCUUUAUUCGAUUUAAAAUGGUAAAAAGGAUUAGAGUACUACAAAAAAUCGAUAGAAAUGAAAUUCGAGGUAUUUGUCAAAAGAGUUUAACAGUUUUUGAAAUGUAAGUUCGAUUUGGUGGUACUUUAACCAAUUACCACAUGAUUUUUGUAGCUUAUUCCAAACGUACAUUAUUCGAAUUAAAGCCAAAUGUAAGGCAAAAUAUUAUAGUCUUCUUGAAUAAAUGAAAGAUUCUUACAAA